UGCUCGCGCGGGGCGGCGGGGUGGUCCAAGCCUCCGAGCCCAAGUCGCGUACAUGUAUACACACUACUACUCGCCAGGGCGGCGCCCAGUCCGUUCUCUAUAAAGUGUCGCGACGUCGCCACCGCAAUUUCAUUCCCGUCCUGUCUAUUCUGCCCCUGUCAGAACGUUGCGCGUCGUCGCCAGCGAAGCAAGGUGGCGAGAUUCGAAUCGCGCGUUACUCCCACCGAUAUGUCCAUACCUAUGGCGACCAUGAGCAACGGCAAUGGAUCAACGAUGCAGAUUAACACUCGACCUGAUGACAUUCGAAAGCGAAUCAUUGGAUCGGAUGAUAGUAAACAGUCAGAGGCAACAACAUGCGGGAAUAUUCUCGUUAUAUUAUCAUGGAUUGUCGUAAUUUUGACGAUGCCGUUUUCUCUCUUUGUUUGUUUUAAGGUCGUGCAAGAAUACGAGAGAGCUGUUAUAUUUCGAUUGGGGCGUCUUUUAUCAGGUGGUGCCAAAGGCCCCGGAAUCUUCUUUAUUCUGCCAUGUGUGGACAAUUACGCGCGCGUUGAUCUACGAACACGAACGUAUGAUGUACCUCCGCAAGAGGUCUUGACAAAAGAUAGCGUUACGGUAUCUGUUGAUGCGGUAGUUUACUAUCGUGUUAAUAACGCGACUAUUUCGAUUGCGAACGUGGAGAACGCGCAUCACAGCACGAGACUAUUGGCCCAAACGACUCUAAGGAAUACUAUGGGAACGCGACCGCUUCAUGAAAUAUUGAGCGAACGUGAAACAAUCUCCGGAAAUAUGCAGGUUGCCCUAGACGACGCUACCGAUACAUGGGGAAUAAAAGUAGAACGAGUCGAAAUCAAAGACGUUCGUCUACCUGUUCAAUUACAGCGAGCCAUGGCAGCGGAAGCCGAAGCUGCACGUGAGGCACGCGCUAAAGUGAUUGCUGCGGAGGGUGAACAAAAGGCCAGCAGAGCUUUGAGAGAGGCAUCAGAAGUCAUCGGUGAUUCUCCGGCCGCCUUGCAGCUCCGUUAUUUGCAAACACUGAACACGAUAUCGGCGGAGAAGAAUUCUACCAUUGUGUUCCCGCUACCGAUUGAUAUGCUGACUUAUUUUAUGAAAGCUUUACCGAAAGAAUAAUCGUGCAAAAGAAUGUCGCGUUUGCGAGAUAUAAUAAUAGAAAAAGAAGAAUGAUAUUUUUCUUCUCAAACUCUUUGGGAAGUAAGGAGUUUCAUUUGACAAUGUAUAUGUAUUUGACAAGCUUACGUAUUAUAUCUCAAUGAUGGAGAGUUGCCAAUAUUUGACCAAUUUGAUAAUUUUAAAUUAAACAGGCUAAAAUCGAGAAGAGUUACAUGGAGAAUUAACUUGUAUAGUAUAUGUAUAAUUUUGUCGCGCAGGAUUGAUUCGAAGAAUCGAAUACUGUACAGACUGAAAAACAUAUUUUUCGAAAAUCUUACAUAGUUACUUUACACAUUUACGUAUUGUUAAAGGUAUAUAAAUGUUUGUUUAGAGCACGGAUAUAGAACGUAAUUGUAUAACAUCGAUAUUUGCUUAUUUUCCAGUUUUGCAUAUAUAAAUUUUUUGACACGACGACAAUUCCACUUGCGUCAAAUAUAUAUUUAUAAUUAACACUCAAACGAUGGAAAGAUACAAUGAUUAAACACAGAUUGACAAUCCGUUCACAGAUCUCGCACUGCCACUAACAUCAAAUUAUACUUGUACAAACUGCAAUUAAUUUUUUAACGACAUAACUAACUGAUCGGUCGAUUAGUGUAAAUUUACUUCACACAAUAAUUAGUCGAUAAAUAAGAAGCGAUUAUUUCUAUCUUGGUAAUUUUAUAAAAGAUAGAUAUGCAUAUAAAAACAUUGAACGAUAUCAAGAUUAAUUAACAUUGAAUGAUAUCAAGAUUAAUUAACAAUCAGCAAUUCUUUCAAUUUUGCCUAUUUAUCGCGUUUACGGCACUAAAUAACACUUUGUCAAGUAACAAAUUCAAUUCAUAUUGUAUCCCACGAUAAAUUUAAGGAUAAUAAAUUUUACAGUCACUAAUAGGAAUACGUGUACUUUAGAGAUCUGUGUGAUAAUUAUUUGAUCCAAUAUCGGCAACUCUUGUUUGCGAUAUUUAUACAUACAUUGCUUACUCGAUUAUACAUAUUCCUUUAUACAUAUUUGUCCUUUGACAUACGACCUGUCUCAUGAAAAAAGUCCAAAGAAUCGGAUCAAUUAUAAAUGAUCGGAUUAUAUGAUCUCGGAGAAAACUACUACUAUACAAUACUGAUUGAGAGGAAUAAAAUAUUUGAAAAUGAACAAACGACAUUAUAUUUGUUAAAAGCAUGCAUAAUAAUACAGCAUCAUAGAAUCAAGGAUAUGUGUGCAUCUAUAUAACAUCUAACAUUUUUAUAUAUUUGA
Camponotus floridanus (Florida carpenter ant) is the source of this 2395-nucleotide messenger RNA. Its product is annotated as band 7 protein AGAP004871. NCBI's taxonomy places the organism in Eukaryota, Metazoa, Arthropoda, Insecta, Hymenoptera, Formicidae. Gene Ontology annotation, cellular component: plasma membrane. Bases 229 to 1128 code for a protein of 299 amino acids. The transcript is spliced from 10 exons. The record is from RefSeq and is a predicted model, not a curated record.